AGCAUCCGUCAGUCAGUCAGUCGGGUCGACAGCAGACGAGACGGGACUAGACGACGCCCGAACCGAACCGCACCGGACUGAAGCGGAGCAGACAGCUAGCUUUCGACUGACGGAUGUGAAAUCAAGCGAGCGCUGCGUUUUCCUCUCUCCUUCCUUCCUUCCUUUUUUCCUUCCUCGUCAUUGUCGUCUGGACGCUUCCCGCCCUGCCCUGCCCUGCCCUGCCAUAAAAUGGCGGACGUGACAGAGCUGCGAGCCCCCUACGCCAUGUCUCCGGUGCUGGCGGGCUUUGUGGGCGCGGGCGUUCUGGUGGUCCUGGUUCUGGCCGUGCUGGCCCUGUGGUCCUUCUGCCAGCGCCGCUACCUGCGCGCGUCGGGGCGCUACAAGCUACGCGGCGACCGCUACUGCGAUGCCGAGGACCCGCCCUACAAGUUCAUCCACAUGCUGAAGGGGAUCAGCAUUUACCCUGAGUCGCUCAGCGGCAGCAAGCGCAUCGUGCGCGGCGCCGGCCGGCCCCAGCGCGACGGCGCCGGAGGCAUGGUGUUGGUGGACGCCGACAACAACGUCCUAGACUUCCCACUUCAGGGCGCCCGCCGCGGGACUGAGCGCACGCCAACCCCGCGUCGCCCGGAAGGCACGCAGAGCAGCGGCGAGUCGGCCUCGCCCUUGACGCCAGCCUCCUCGGUCACUUCCUGCUCAACGGAAGCGGAGGCUCCGCCCGACCUGGGCUCCAUCAGCCUGACGGUGGACUACAACUUCCCCAAGAAGGCCCUGGUGGUGACGGUAGUGGGGGCGCGGGGGCUGCCGGCCAUGGAUGAGCAGGCCGGCAGCUCCGACCCAUACGUGAAGAUGACCGUCCUGCCCGAGAAGAAGCACCGCGUCAAGACCCGCGUGCUGAGGAAGACACUGGACCCGCUCUUCGACGAGACUUUCACCUUCUACGGCGUUGCCUACAGCUCGCUGCCCGAGCUCACGCUGCACUUCCUGGUGCUGAGCUUCGACCGGUUCGCCCGCGACGACGUCAUCGGCGAGGCCCUGGUGCCGCUGGCCGGCGUGGACCCCGGCACGGGACGAGUCCACCUCAGCCGGCCCAUCGUCAAGCGCAACACGCAGUGCGAGAGUCGCGGCGAACUGCUGGCGUCGUUGUCCUACCAACCCGUGUCUCAUCGCCUUAGCGUGGUGGUCCUCAAGGCUCGGCACCUCCCCAAGAUGGACGUCGCCGGACUUUCUGCCAACCCGUACGUCAAGGUGAACGUGUUCUACGGGCGCAAACGCAUCGCCAAGAAGAAGACGCACGUGAAGAAGUGCACGUUGAACCCGGUCUUCAACGAGUCCUUCAUCUACGACAUCCCGCCCGAGCUGCUGCCCGACAUCUCGCUGGAGUUCCUGGUGGUGGACUUCGACCGCACCGCCAAGAACCAAGUCAUGGGCCGCCUGCUGCUGGGGCCGCACGGCGCCCCGCCCUCCGGCGCCGCCCACUGGCGGGAGGUCUGCCACAACCCCCGCCGCCAGAUCUCCAAAUGGCACGCCCUCGCCGAGUACUGAGAAAAAGCCCGUCCCCGUCCGUCCUCGCCCCCCUCCCCCCCCCUGCGGUCGAUUGCAUGUCUCUGUCCGGACGACGGCGACGUCCCCCGAUCGCUUUGGACGAUUCCCAUCGUGCUUUGCUGCCGCCCGCCCGCCGGUAAGUUUUGGACGCAAACCGGCCCUGACGCCAUUUUAUCCCGUGUCAUUCAGAUCUGGCUCCGGUAUGCUCUUCAGGACAAUUUCACACUCGUAACUAGCCGGCCGCCAUAGAUGGCGCCACACGUCCGAUGUUCAUUCGCCUCUUCCGGUCAAAAGGGAAUGGACGUCAAUGGUAGAUUAAUUCAUUUUUAAUUUUGCUAAUGUCCAUGUUAAUUUUAAGGGACUUUUUGGUCAAUUCCUGGACUUUUUGAAGCAUUCUUGAGUCACAUUUCAUUUUUGGGCAUUUCUGGGUCACUUCAUGUUCAUCGGUCACCCCUUUUGAGUCACUUUCUGUACAUUUUGGGGCAUUGUAGGUUUAAUUUCCUGUUGUUGUUCUUGUUUUUUGUUGUUGUUGUUGUUGUUGUUUUUUUGUCUGUGUCACAUCAUGUUGAUUUUAGGUCAUGUUCUCCAAAUGGCCUUGAAAGUCGAGCAUUCACCACCAGUCUUCCCAGUUGGAAAUGGACCUGAUUUUUUUAGAAAGUGAUUUCUAGAAAUGCACAGAAAAUUUUCGUGAGCGUGACAAAAAAAAAAUUCCAGGAGUUGACCUAAAACAUUCCUAAAAUAGAGCGUGUUUUGACUCAUCCAAGUAUACUCUCUAGGACAAAUUGACUAUUGUCCAUUACCGUCGGUGGCAGCUGAUGAGCUAUGAGCUAGAAACGCGCCAUGAGAUGUCGGGAAAAUGAUGGUUGACCCAGUUAAAGGUUGCAGAAUGGCACAAGUGUAGGAUAUACGUACUAACAGGAAAGUUAUCAGGUCCAGAUGGUUCCCCUGCUGAGUUUUCUUGUAUUUCGACAAAGGGCGUACCGGUAGCCGGACCUUUAGGUAGCUGGACGGGGAGUAAGCAACGCCGGCCGGGUUGCCGGGCUCACUUGUGUAAAUAAAUUCCCGCGCGUGCUCGUCGGUGGCAUGAACGACUUCCUGUACGCUUCCUUUCGUGGCUCCUGGACUCCUUCCGAGCCACGUGACGUGACGUGACUCCCUUCCCGGACGCUCCCUAUUCCUAUUUCCGUAUUGAUGAUGUCAUAACCGUGCGUGUGAUGUAAUGCCGUUGUCCGUCGGGUACCGUGUCGGUGAGCGGCGUCGGGAACGCGAUGCCUCCGGGUCCCCGUCCGGUCUACGUGGUCCACGGGCUUAUUAUGUAGUUGACUUUAGCCUUGGAAACAUUCAUCCAAUACUCCACAGGUUCUAAAAAGGUUAGUUCAAGGACCCGCAGUUACCUUUUGUCGGCCAUGUUGGUUGGGGCGACAUUCCCAUCAAAGUCAGUGCAUUAACAUUAAAAUCAAAUCGUAACUAGCUUAUGUCUCAACCGAUUGCCUACCUUUGAUGGCACUGCCGUCCAAUCCUUUUGAAGUGGGAGGGAUGGCAGUGAGUGAAUGAAUGAAUGUUCAUUCACUAAAAUCAAUUGACGGCAGAAAAGAUGAUUGGACGUUUAUCAGCGUCGCAGAUUUGCACAAGUGUAAGAUAGAGGGGGCAAACAUUGCCCCUACCGACAUGGCCGCCACGUCGCCACCACGACGUCUGGCAUCUUCAUGCCAUUGGGUUCCGUUGAAUGACAUUGAAGCGAAGCCUCCGAAAUUAUGGCACCAAAUGAAAGCGUGGCUGUGCGGCGGCCAUUUUGGUGGGGGCAACAUGUCCAUCAAAUGUGGACAUUCAAAUUGGUAUUUAUGGAGUAUACGUGAAUGGUUGCAAGUACAUCAAAGUGGCUGUAUAUUGAUUUAGGAGCCUUCAUCCAUAUUUUGCCAGUCGGUAGGUGGCGCUGUCCCCCCCUUCCCCCUUGAAAAGCACAGCGCGGCGUCCGUUCGGCGUGCCCGUCGACGCAGUCGCGUGACCCGACCGACCGGCGCGCCGGACCGAGCUUUGACCACGCCCUCCACCCCAGCCCUUCCCUUCUCGCGUGAGACGUCAAUGGAGAUUUGACGUGUCGAUUUUGUAUGGAUAUCCUCCUAAAUGUCCUGAAAGCUUUCCGCGCAUUGGAGCGCCCCCUGCUGUACUCCCGAAUGAUGCUAACCUUCUCAUUGACGUGCAAAUAAAACAAGUGAGCCUGAA
Corythoichthys intestinalis (scribbled pipefish) is the source of this 3765-nucleotide messenger RNA. Its product is annotated as synaptotagmin-11-like. Gene Ontology annotation, cellular component: plasma membrane; axon; synapse. The record is from RefSeq and is a predicted model, not a curated record. The coding region runs from base 229 to 1542 and encodes 437 amino acids. The transcript has 5 exons. Gene Ontology annotation, biological process: cellular response to calcium ion; vesicle fusion; calcium ion-regulated exocytosis of neurotransmitter. Gene Ontology annotation, molecular function: calcium-dependent phospholipid binding; calcium ion binding; clathrin binding. Lineage: Eukaryota; Metazoa; Chordata; Actinopteri; Syngnathiformes; Syngnathidae.